Molecule: messenger RNA, 1973 nt
Organism: Myzus persicae (green peach aphid)
Lineage: Eukaryota; Metazoa; Arthropoda; Insecta; Hemiptera; Aphididae
Product: zinc finger protein 2 homolog
Exons: 4
Coding region: 669-1646 (325 amino acids)
Source: RefSeq, a predicted model, not a curated record
AGGAUGCCAAAAAUCUGCUGCUGGGAAGCAAGCUCUCGUCUGUCCAUUCUCAUGUUAUCUAAUAUCUAUGUUAUCGUUUCGCUUGCUUCUAUUGCCCUCAGACUUGGCGACUCAUGUAAAUAAUAAUAUUGCUAUAACAUUGCUUUCGCCCGCGAACGGCGCGAACCUAGAUGUAGUGCACAUAUCUAACUAUUUUGUUUAUGUCCACAACUUGAGUUCUAUACCGAAAUACUACGGUGGCCCCGAACGAAGAAAUACCAGUCGCGACCCUCAAGUACAUAGUUCGCCGAUCAACCACCGACGAUAAUAUAAAAUAAAUAAUUGAAAAACAAUCAAUAACGAGUACAUAAUUCAAUAUGGAACCACGAAGAACAACUUAUUACUACUGACGAUUGAGCUUUGAAUUCCAAAACUAAAACUGAAUAAAAGGGAAACAAUUGUUACAGAAAUAAAAAUUGAAGUGGAUUUUAUUGACUGUUAUGAAUUUAAAUCAACACUUAAACAAAAGCAGCUCUUCAGACGAGACAUCUAACUGCUUGAAGAAAAAUCAGAAAAUUCAUUGACUGAUAUGUGUGAUAAAAUGUCUACAGCAUUCUAAUUUCACUGUGCAUCAAGGUUUUUCUCAACCAUGUACUUUAAAAAAUCAUAAAAAAACACAUAUUGUUGAAAUGCCGUAUACAUGUGAUAUCUGUGGUAAAUCCUUUUCUAAAGAACAACAUUUAACAAAUCAUAGAAGGAUUCAUACAGGAAAAAAGCCAUUUAAAUGUGAUUUAUGUGAUCAAGCUUUUUCUCAAGCAUGUACUUUGAAAAUCCAUAUAAUGAAACAUACAGGAGAAAAGCCUUAUAAAUGUGAUAUCUGUGAUAAAGGGUGUUCUACAUCAUCAGAUUUAACAAAGCAUAAAAGAACACAUACCGGAGAAAAACCGUAUAAAUGUGAUAUAUGUGAUCAAGCUUUUUCUCAAGCAUAUACUUUGAAAAUCCAUAUAAUGAAACAUACAGGAGACAAACCUUAUAAAUGUGAUAUCUGUGAUAAGAGGUUUUGUACAUCAUUAGAUCUAACAAUGCAUACCAGGACACAUACAGGUGAAAAGCCAUAUAAAUGUGAUAUCUGUGAUCAAGUCUUUGCUCGAGCACAUCAUUUAACAGGGCAUAUAAGGACACAUACCGGUGUAAAGCCUUAUAAAUGUAAUAUCUGUGAUCAAGCCUUUUCUCUUUCACAUCAGUUAACAAGGCACACAAGGACACAUACCGGAGAAAAGCCUUAUAAAUGUGAUGUCUGUCAUCAAGCUUUUUCACAAGCACAUACUUUGAAAAUCCAUACAAUGUCACAUACCGGCGAAAAGCCUUAUAAAUGUGAUAUCUGUGAUAAGAGGUUUUGUACACCAUUAGAUUUAACAAGGCAUACAAGGACACAUACUGGUGUAAAACCGUAUAAAUGUGAUAUCUGUGAUCAAGCCUUUUCUCAAGCACAUCAUUUAACAAGACAUACAAGGACACAUACUGGAGAAAAACCUUAUAAAUGUGAUUUCUGUGAUCAAUCUUUUUCUCAAGCACAUACUUUUAAAACCCAUAAAAGAACACAUACUAGUGUAAAGCCGUAUAAUUAUGUUAUCUGUGAUUUAGCGUUUUCUGAAACAACAAAUUAAAAAAAAUCAUACAUGGAUGCAUAAAAAGUUUUUCAAAAUGCAACAUAUUCACUAUACAUAAAAAUGAUAUGCUAACUAUACAAAUUAUUAUAUAAUUUAAAUAGCAAUAAUCUUUAUUACCAAUAUAUAACAUAAGUACACUACAAAAUUUAAAAAUAUUGAUUCCUUAUUGGUACUGCUAUCCAUUCCCCAUCGCACUGUUUUCCCCGUAAUAUGUUAUCUGGAUCCAUUGAAUCUGAAUUUUUAAACAUUGAUGUUGUGAAUGUAGGAUUUCAUUAAUGCCUCCAGAUAUUUUUAUAUUCAAGAAUAAGGUAUAUUCUGUUAGUC